AUGAUCUUGCUCGCGCCCGCCGUGCGUGGACCCUACCUUUUCUUCAGCAAGGCCACAUCCACGGCGGAGGGGGAGGCAGAUUCCGUGCCUGCGCAGAGCAUCAACCUCACGAAAUUCUACCAAGGCGAGUGGCCCCCUCCACUCGAAAAGCCAUCACCGAUUUCGCCCUCGAUAACGGGCGGAGCCUCCGCGCUCAUCAACAUCGAGUCCUCGGACUCAGACUCGGACGUCGAUCCGCGCCCUGCGCGCAAGAAGCGCAAGCUUCUUUAG
This is a messenger RNA of Emericellopsis cladophorae, 270 nucleotides long. RefSeq lists its product as uncharacterized. The record is from RefSeq and is a predicted model, not a curated record. The transcript has a single exon. The coding region runs from base 1 to 270 and encodes 89 amino acids. Lineage: Eukaryota; Fungi; Ascomycota; Sordariomycetes; Hypocreales; Bionectriaceae.